Messenger RNA from Echinococcus granulosus, 234 nucleotides. RefSeq lists its product as hypothetical. The transcript has 2 exons. Lineage: Eukaryota; Metazoa; Platyhelminthes; Cestoda; Cyclophyllidea; Taeniidae. Bases 1 to 234 code for a protein of 77 amino acids. The record is from RefSeq and is a predicted model, not a curated record.
AUGAUGGUUGUUCUGGUUGUCAUUUGGCUCAUUAUUCUCCCUCUCUCAUUAGAGGCUCCAUCAGUAUUCCCAAUGGUUUUAGGUCCCUGGGGUUCAGCCUUGAAAUUUGGAUGGAAGAGCGGAAUCUUUGAGGGAGUGGGGUACCGUAUAUGGCCCGGAGAGUAUGAUACAGCAAGUGUGAAAACUGAAGGAAGAGCUGCCGCUAUUGAAACUGAAGUUAUCUCAAACAUCUGA